CUUGACAAUCGUUCAUCAUAAAACGCUUUCUCGGGUAGCGAAUCGUUUAGUUCCAGCAAUUCUUUCCGCGAUUAUUUGGAAAUUCAGCCUUUUAUUCAAGGAAAUAAAACUUCACAAUGGCCAAGCAUCAUCCCGAUCUUAUAUUCUGCCGGAAACAACCGGGAGUUGCCAUUGGGCGCCUGUGUGAGAAGUGCGACGGAAAGUGUGUGAUCUGUGAUUCCUACGUACGGCCGUGUACCCUGGUGCGAAUCUGUGACGAGUGCAACUACGGUUCCUACCAAGGACGAUGCGUAAUUUGCGGCGGUCCCGGCGUAUCGGAUGCCUACUACUGCAAGGAAUGUACGAUCCAGGAGAAAGAUAGAGAUGGAUGUCCGAAAAUUGUAAACCUGGGAAGUUCCAAAACGGAUCUAUUCUACGAACGGAAAAAGUACGGUUUCAAACAACGAUAGACUUAGGUUUCGCUUACAUGCUGAUUAGUUUAGAUUUAAUCAAUUUAUACUAAGAAUGACCUCUAUCAUGAACAUAAAAAUUUGUAUCCCAA
Messenger RNA from Aedes aegypti (yellow fever mosquito), 541 nucleotides. RefSeq names its product PHD finger-like domain-containing protein 5A (gene Phf5a). Gene Ontology annotation, cellular component: precatalytic spliceosome; U12-type spliceosomal complex; U2 snRNP. Lineage: Eukaryota; Metazoa; Arthropoda; Insecta; Diptera; Culicidae. Gene Ontology annotation, biological process: mRNA splicing, via spliceosome. Bases 117 to 449 code for a protein of 110 amino acids. The record is from RefSeq and is a predicted model, not a curated record. The transcript has 3 exons.